Molecule: messenger RNA, 1244 nt
Organism: Cricetulus griseus (Chinese hamster)
Lineage: Eukaryota; Metazoa; Chordata; Mammalia; Rodentia; Cricetidae
Source: RefSeq, a predicted model, not a curated record
CUGGAACCUCAGAACCUGGGCAUUCUCCAAUUGCUGUGGCAACCACAGAUCUGUUUGGGUGUUGAGGGAGUGAGGUUAAAGGGUUAGGAGGAGCUGAGCACAUGGGGGAACUUGGUGAACACCGAGCCAGUUUGCUCAACAACUUUGUCCUGGAAGCCAAGGCUUCUGGUGCGUCAGGGCAUGGUCAGAGUGAUACUCUGGGCAGUGGCAAUAUGGGCCUCCAGAGUACAACAUUUGAGAGCCCUUGGCUUCAGAGUUCCCAGGCUACUCAUGCAGGGCUAGCCUCAGAAGACACAGAGGAAGAUGUUCCCCCAGAGGAGGUACCUGGGGAAGAGCUCCUUGAAAUUCCCAAUCUGGAUGAUAGACUUCGACGAGAGUUGGAGGUGGAAGUGGUUGAAAUGAGCCAGCUGUCCAUCUCUGAGCCGACUCCCAGCAUCUCCAUAGCCAGGGGCAGGAGAAAGAAGAGCCGGAGGCUGAUGGAGCUGGCAAAGCCCAAGACCAACUGGCAAUGCCUGAGAGACAGGACGGGGUGCUGUUGUAAGGGCUAUGCCUGGAUUUCCCCACACAAGAGCAACUUGCAGUUUUGCCUGUAUUGGCCUUCUGUAUACUGGACCGAGCGAUUUAUGGAGGACACCACCUUGACCAUCACGGUCCCUGCGGUGUCCCGCCGAGUGGAGGAGCUGUCAAGGCCCAAGAGGUUCUACCUCGAGUAUUACAACAACAACAGGACCACACCCAUCUGGCCCAUCCCUCGGUCCACUUUGGAGUAUCAACCUUCUAACCGGCUGAAGCAACUGGCUACUCCAAAGGUUCGCAAUAACAUCUGGAGCAUCGAUAUGUCUGAGAUUUCCCAGGUAUCCAGAGCAGCCCAAACGGCAGUCCCCACCCCACGGACCCUUAACCUGGCAAAGCCCAGGCCCCCAGCCAUCCUGAUGGAAGAGUGGGACCCUAUGCCGAAGCCCAAGCCUCACGUGUCGGAUCAUAACCGCCUCCUUCAGUUGGCAACACCCAAGGCCCUGUCAGAAAAAUGUGUUCCUGAUCGCAAUCCUCAGUGGGAGAUCCUGGAUGUCACCAAGAAAGCAGUGGCCAGUUCACGGAUCAUCUCUCUUGCCCAGCCCAAAAUACGAAAGGAUCUCAACGAGGGCUAUAACCCAUACUAUAUCUCCCCGGCCUCUCUGGUGGCCCAGGCUUCUCCCCGAAUAUUUGAGCUUGCGACCCCCAAAUAUAUCACCAAGAAAGUGUGA